UGUGGGCCAACCCAGCGUGACGGGCAGUAUUCAUACCGUACGGCAGAGGGAGAGAUGUGCCGGUGAACGGUCGACGUCACAGCCACAGGCAUCAGACGGAUAAGCGAGAGUUGUGUGUACCUUGCCGCUGCUUCAUGGCAAUAGAGAGAGAUGGCGUCCGCAUCCCGAUGAAUAAGCAAAAAAAGAAGAGGAAGGGGGAUGAUGCUGGACCCUACGCCUAGAGGGGAAACCGUUCAAUUCAACACAUCAGCUAUGGAGGGAUUCAUCUCUCGUUCACAAUCAUUUCGCUCCGGGGAUGUUAACGCCCUUUUCAUGCGUUUUUAAACUCCACGGUUGAUUCCUUCCAACGGAGGAGGUGAGGAGAUUGUUGUCCGGUAGGCUACAUCUGUUUUCUUCCUCCGCUUCUCUGCCCAUCUGACGCAGGGGCGAGGAGGAGAGGAGAGAAGGGGAAGAGAGGGAGGGCGAUGGCUGCUGGAGGAGGAUGCGGGGAGACGGUGGAGCAGUGCCGGGCAGAGGUGGAGCGUUUGACCCGUGAGCUAGCGGAGGCGAACCGGGAGAAGAUCCGGGCUGCGGAGUGCGGUCUGGUGGUUCUGGAGGAGAACCAGACCCUGAAGCAGCAAUAUUCGGAUCUAGAGGCCGAGCAAGAGGCACUCCGACAGGAGCUGGAGCAGCUACAAGAGGCAUUUGGCCAGACCUUCUCCACCCAGCGUAAGGUGGCUGCGGACGGGGAGACCAACGAAGAGACCCUCCUGCAGGAGUCAGCCACUAAGGAGGCAUACUACAUGAGUCGCCUUCUGGGGAUCCAGUCAGAGCUCAAACAGAGCCGGGCCGUCACAGUCAACACACAAGCCGACAACGAACACCUCAGUACCCUGCUGCAGGAGCUCAGAGAGAGUAAUGAGAUGUUGGAGCUGCAGCGGAGCCGGAUGAGAGAGGAGAUCAGGGAGUAUAAGUUCAGAGAGGCGCGACUCCUACAGGACUACACUGAGCUGGAGGAGGAGAACAUCACCCUGCAGAAACUAGUGUCCACUCUCAAACAGAACCAGGUGGAGUACGAGGGGUUAAAGCAUGAGAUCAAGGUUCUGGAGGAGGAGACCGAGCUGCUGAACAGCCAGUUAGAAGACGCCUUACGUCUCAAAGACAUCUCCGAGGCCCAGCUAGAGGAGGCCCUGGACUCCCUGAAGAGCGAGCGGGAGCAGAAGAAGCACCUCCGCAAGGAGCUGGUCCAUCACCUCAGCCUGUGUGACGUCCAAUACACGGGCAGCGCCCACCUCACUUUCACCUCAGCUCCACCUAGUGGCACGGCUACACCUGUCUCCGCCCUGUCGCCCAGCUCAGAGGAGCCAGGCAGGUGUAACGGGCAUCUACAUGGAGGGUCAGGAACUGGGACGGGGACAGGGUCGCUGCCCAGGGCCAAUGGAGAGUGUCGGGGAGCGGGGAGGAAAGGGGAGGGGAUGGUGUCGGAUCUGUUCAGUGAGAUGAACCUGACAGAGAUACAGAAGCUCAAGCAGCAGCUGCUACAGGUGGAGCGAGAGAAAACAGCACUGUUGAUCAGCCUGCAAGAGUGUCAGACGCAGCUGCAGCAUACACAGGGUGCCCUGAACGAGCAGCACGAGAGGGCCCAACGCCUCAGCGAGAGAGUCACCGCCCUCAGGCGCCUGCACCGGGAGGCCCAGCUCGCCCAGGAGGCCCAGCACGACCAGGAGGCACACCUCAACCGAGAGGCCCUGAUGGAGGAGGGAGAAGAGGAAGAGGAGGAGAAAGAGAAGGGAUUAAUACACAGCAGGGGCCAGGCAUUCUGCCACCAGACCCCGGGUCUGGAGAUCCUCCAGUGUAAAUACAGGGUGGCUGUAACCGAGGUGGUCGAGCUAAAGGCUGAGCUGAAGUCGCUGAGAGAGAGGUACAACCAGUGUGUGGAGGGCGGGGUGGAGGAGAGGACACGCGGAGAGGCCCAGCACAGAUCUCUGGAGCAGCAGGUGGGGAGGCUGGAGAGAAGCUGCCGGGAAGGCAGGGAAAAGGUGGGGGGCCUGGAGACGGAGCUGAGAACAGCCAAGAACAUGGCCAGCGAGAGCCAGGGGGCGCUCAAUGCAGCACAGGAUGAACUGGUCACCUUCAGCGAGGAGCUGGCUCAACUUUACCACCAUGUCUGCCUCUGUAACAACGAGACGCCCAACCGAGUGAUGCUAGACUACUACAGACACGGCAGAGGACUAAGGGGUAUCAGUGCCUCGCUCAAGGGUGACGACACCCGCGUUCUACUCACGCCCCGCCUCGCCCGGCGGCUCGCAGCCGUUGCCGCGGCAACCUCGUCGUCCGCGCCCGAGUCUCGUAGCCCCUCGGAAUCUCCAUCCAAAGAGCGGUUGUCAGGAGAGGGAGGCCGGGACGGGGGGAGGGACAGGGACAGUCCUGUACCCCGCACCCCUCCUACGGGCUCCCCCAGCAUCAGUGCCUCUUCCUCAUCUUCAUCAUCAUCGUCGCCUGCGGUAGAGCCAGCUGGAGACCUGCGUAGGGAGCCCAUGAACAUCUAUAACCUCAACGCCAUCAUCAGAGAGCAGGUGAGGCACCUCCAGAGGGCAGUGGACCGGUCACUCCAGCUGUCCAGACAGAGGGCUGCAGCCAGGGAACUGGCCCCACUGUUUGACAAGGACAAAGAAGCCUGUAUGGAGGAGAUACUGAAGCUCAAGUCCCUGCUCAGCACCAAGAGAGAACAGAUAGCUACCCUCAGACUGGUGCUCAAAGCGAACAAACAGACUGCAGAGAAUGCCCUGGCCAACCUGAAGAGUAAGUAUGAGAAUGAGAAGCACAUGGUGACAGACACCAUGAUGAAGCUGAGGAACGAACUGAAGGCCCUGAAGGAGGACGCUGCCACCUUCUCCUCGCUCAGAGCUAUGUUCGCCACCAGGUGUGACGAGUAUGUGACUCAGCUGGACGAGAUGCAGAGGCAGCUGGCUGCGGCGGAGGACGAGAAGAAGACGCUCAACUCUCUCCUGCGGAUGGCCAUCCAGCAAAAACUAGCCCUGACCCAGCGUCUGGAGGACCUAGCCUUCGACCAGGAGCAGUCGCACUGCACCCGCGGCGGCAAGGUGGCCCGCAUGAAGAGAAGCACCCCCAAAGUAAGUCCUGGUCCUCCCUCCAGCCCCACCACCGGCGCUGGCGCCCCCUUAAGCCUGACCUCUGCUACUACAGACGCCACAGCCCUAGCUCUGAGCUCCCCUACGUCACAUCAUAGACACCCUCUCAGCCCCUUCACCACGGCCCCCUCAGGCCCCACAAUACCAGGCAGUCCCCCCUCCCUGGAGGCGCCCUCCUCCUCCUGGACCCCUCCAUCCACCCCCCACAGGCUGGCUCACACCCAGUGGGCACUGGGUGUCCGGACGUUAGAGGUCGACUCCCACAGUUUCAGUCUCGACUCCCAUAGUUUUAGUUUAGAACGUAGCAGUACUGGGCUCUCCAGGCAUUACUCCUCAGACACACGGCCGUCUCCUAGCAGGGGUGCUCAGCCUGGCUCGGCCCCCUCCUCCCCCUACCGUUCUCCCAUACUGGGGUCUCGCCGGUUGACAUGGAGCUCCCCUCGAACUCGCCCCCUUACCAACCUGACGCGUACCUCAGCCCUUUAUACCCCUUCUUCUUACACCCCUCCUAGUUCCUAUACCCCUUCUAGUUCCUACACCCCUUCCUCCCCUUAUACCCCCUCCAGUUCCUAUACCCCUUCAUCUGCGCAUUACUCUCCUUCAUCAUAUAUCCCAUCCUCUUCAUACACCCCCCACACUUCAUAUAGCCACACCAGCAGCUACAGUCCACUCUACCCUAGGUACUACAGUUCCCAUCGGCCCCCUCACUGACACUAAACUACAGUUCCCAUAAACCUCCUCACUGACAACACUACAAAUCCAAUGCGUCUCCUCUCUUAACAGAACUACAGAUUCCAUUGGCCCCUUCCCAGACACUAAACAACAAUUCCCAUCAACCUCCUCACUGACACUACUACAAAUCCCAUCAGCCUCUUUAAUGACGCUAAACUACAUUUCCCAUCGGCCCCUGGGGGAGUGGGUGGGGCUCACAGAGAGGAGGACAGACUGGUUUCUUGUUUCUUGUGCCUAAGCCUCUGGUGUUCGAUGCAGCGUGUGGAUGAGGCUCUGUAUCGGCGUGAAUGUUCAGACUGACUCUGCUCAGGGAUUUAACACAACAUGGAGCACAAGUGGCCCUGCCUUCCUCUUAUUCACAGACUGUUGAUCGGUCUAAACUACAGGAGAGACAGAACACUUUACAGACUAUACAUACACAGUAGUUUUGGUCUUGCCCUUUAAAUCAAAUCACCAUCCACACAAGCAAGUGAAUAUGUGUGCAGGACCUUACCGCUGUUUGGAAAGACGGAUGAGAAGGACGUUUAGGUUAACUGGACAAUUUGAUGGAAUUUGUUCAAAUGUUGGACUGAGGUCUCCACAGAUCAACCACUUGACAGUGUUAUUCUCUCUCUGUUUUUAAUGAAAAUCACACAGAUACUGUAACCAAAUGUCAUUCAAAGCAAGUACUGGAUAAGACAGGCCAAUGAUUGUGGAUUGUUUGCUAUUUGUAAUUGUUCAGUUAUUACUCACAGCUCUGUAACACUGUCCUCACAAUGUUAUUGCAAUCAUCCUCACAUCUGCUGUGUAAACCUGGCACAUAUUUAGAGUCUAGCACCACCCAAUGGCAGUUUGUAAUAUCACUGUAUAUUCAGAACUUAGACUGAAGACUUCCGUCGAGGUUGAAUAUCAUAUUAAACCUGUAACAUAAAUGACCUGGAAUCAGCACACCAUGAUGGUUUUAAUGAUAGCAUUAUGAGACAGAGCGAGAUGAGUGAUUCUAGGUUUCAUAUCAGUAGGCGAGACAGACAGUGAGCUGUGUCUACGUAGCACCCCUAGUGCCUCGGAGGGUAACUCCAGAGGAACACAGCAGCAUAGAUGGAUGAAUGUAAUUAAUAGAUAGAAAACUCAGGAAGCUGACACACACACUUUUCAACUGGGGUUCAACAAGGAUGUAUUGUUAACCAGAAUUAUCAUUACACUGUUAUAGAAAUAUAGACAAACAUUUGAAUGACAUUUAGGCUAUGGGUUAGUUAGUGUGGAGCUACUGUAUGAUGCAUAGAUGGGAUUCCACAGUUUCUGCACACUUGAUAGUGUGUCACAUACACACCUGUGUAUGUGUGUGCCUUAACAACUAUAGCACCUGAUCAGUGCAACGACAAUGACUGAUCAGACAUCAUUUCUAUCAGCUCACUGCUUUUCUUUCACAACUCUUUUUUUCAUGCCAACAGCAGUUUUCACAUUGUUUUUUUUGGCCCUAUCCAAUAGGUUAGAAUGGACAAUAACAAAGCCUUGCCAGAUGAUCAGCGUAAGUGUCUGGAAACAGUGCUCUUGAUGAGGGAUACACUGGUACUGGGUGUUGGCCAGUGAGUAGGCUUUGCCAACUUUGGCCCAAUCCAUGCACAGUUUGGUUUUGACGGGAAGAACUAAGGGGACGUGGCUGACGCGCAAACCGAUAUUUCAUUUUUUAAUUAGGUUACGGUUAUGAGCUUGGUUAAGGUAAGGGUUAGUUAUAGAUUUGGGCUAGUUGGGCUGUCAAUGGGAUGCUGGUCAGAAAAGUCUCCUUAGUCUCUCCCUGUUUUGACUCCCCUCUCUAGUAUUGGCCCAGUCCAGUCUCCCCCUCCCCCUCCCCCACCAGUCCCAAGUUUGGAGCCCAGAGUACCACAACAACUCUCUGUCUAUACUCUAACAAGCCCAGUCUCCAUUGGUUCAGGUGAUCUACAUAUACCCCAACACGUUGUCAUAACAGGCAAUAUGGAGCAAAAAAAACGCAUUUGACAGGACUCCUCUUAGCUACUUUGUUGACACCGUUAGGUGAACAUUUACAUUUUUUCCAUAACAGAAAUACUGACUGUUCUUGCACUCAUUGUUGGGCUGAUUGAGCUGGUUGAAUGUUUUUUUCUCCAAUAGUCAUCUAAUGGUGACUGUACAGAAACACAAUGAUCACUGUAGAUUUGGUGUGGGAACCACCUCAGUGACCUUCACAUUUUUAUACAUGGAGUUUGUAUUACUCUGCUUAAUUUAUUACGCUACAUCACGUUAGCACCAUCUACCUGCCUUGGCACAACACUGUAUACCUGUUACUUUGAGCAGAACACAUUUGUAGUUGUAGUAUAGUGUAGGUUAUAAUAUGGAACAUUUCCAUCGUUGUGUAAAUUAGCUGGAUAUAGAUCUUUUCUGCAAUAAGGUAUUGAAAAAUGAAGGAUUGUCAAAUAUCAAAUAGAUGCUAGGGGUCGCUGUCUUAGCUUCUCAAGAAAGGAAACCAGUGUGACCUCCUCUCUGUGAAACCCUCCUCGUUCCGCCCGACUCACAUGCUCCAAUACGCACACAUCACACACAGACACACCAAACUCAUUCCAGUUUUCGGUCCCGCUACAUCAAAGUUCCAUCCGUACAUGCAAGAGGCUCUUAAUCCUGUCAAAUGCGUUGUUCCUCAUUCUCCUUUCAGAUUGAUUUGUUUCCCACCAGGUCUAUUGGCCUGUGAUUUCUCCCUCUAUGUGAAUACAGUGAAUGCCAUUUUCCUCCUCUGCUCUGUUUCAGGAGUCUUUCAUAAUGUGAAACAUUGCCAAUCCCUGUGCUAACGCCAUAUCCAUUUCCAGGCAGACUGUUAAUAGUUACCACUGAUUGUCAGCCUGUUAGCUUUUGAGCACUUUAUAUGCAUGUGUAUAUAACACAGAGUAUUGGAAAGCUGUAUCCUGUGUACAGUGCGAUGUUCAUACUCUUCGUAUAUACUGUAAAUAUCAUGUAUAAACGACCUGUAUUUUG
Messenger RNA from Salvelinus fontinalis (brook trout), 6827 nucleotides. Its product is annotated as protein bicaudal D homolog 1-like. The coding region runs from base 465 to 3842 and encodes 1125 amino acids. Gene Ontology annotation, biological process: microtubule anchoring at microtubule organizing center; positive regulation of receptor-mediated endocytosis; protein localization to organelle. The record is from RefSeq and is a predicted model, not a curated record. NCBI's taxonomy places the organism in Eukaryota, Metazoa, Chordata, Actinopteri, Salmoniformes, Salmonidae. Gene Ontology annotation, cellular component: cytosol; Golgi apparatus. The transcript has 8 exons. Gene Ontology annotation, molecular function: cytoskeletal adaptor activity; dynein complex binding; dynactin binding.